Saccoglossus kowalevskii is the source of this 1229-nucleotide messenger RNA. RefSeq names its product sulfotransferase 1C2-like. NCBI's taxonomy places the organism in Eukaryota, Metazoa, Hemichordata, Enteropneusta, Harrimaniidae. Gene Ontology annotation, molecular function: sulfotransferase activity. The record is from RefSeq and is a predicted model, not a curated record.
ACGUAGUCACUUGCAACAUCCCAGCGUAAAGCCUGAUUCAACUCGUACAACCAUGCCAGAAACAACCGAGUUAACCCCUCCAUUUGAAAAGACUUACUACUACGAUGGAAGGAAGGAUAGACUAAUGGUAACCGCUAUGCACAACGAUAGUAUACACGCACUGAAAGACUUCGAAGUUAGGGACGACGACGUAUACAUUGUAACUUACCCAAAAGCAGGUACAACCUUCAUUCUUGAGAUCGUGGAUGCUAUUAUGCACAGGGGAAACAUCGACGAAAUCAAAGGGAAAAGGAUGGAGGAUAAACUUAAUCUGAUCGAAUUGGGCCCGGCACCAGGCAUCGAAAUUGCUACGUAUAAAAAGGUGUCCACGUGGAAGUCGCCUCGACAAAUCCAGACUCAUCUGCCAGUUGAUUUGAUGCCACCGCAGGUGUUCACUAAAAAACCUAGGAUUAUCCUUGUAACACGAAACCCCAGAGAUUGUUGCAUAUCUCUGCAUGCAUGGCAUGCGACUGUAAAGUUCUUGGAGCCGUGUGAUUGGGACUAUUUAGUUGAUCGUUUUGUAGAAGGCCAGGUUAUCUGGGGAUGUUGGUUCGAACACUUGGCAGACUGGAUUAAUAAGAUGGGCGGUAAGGACAACUUCCUGCAUUUGAAGUACGAAGAUAUCAAAGAGGAUCGCCAAGGUGCUUCGGAGACCGUCGCUAAUUUCCUUGGUUACGACUUAAACCCCGAUGAGAUGAAGAGAGUCGUAGACCAUACUGAUUUCAAUAACAUGAAAGAAUAUAUGAAAACAGUAACACAACGUGACGUGUUCCUACGUGAAAAUAGACAUUGGCAACGCAAAGGAAUUGUGGGCGACUGGAAGUCAAAUUUCACAGUGGCCCAAGAUGAAAAGUUCAAGGAAUGGGAGCAGCGUAAAUGCAAAGAGUAUGGAAUCGACUUCAUGCAAUACUACACCAAGACACCUAAAAAAUAAGAGUCUCAACAUUCUUAUUAAGAAAAUAAUUACCUGUAGUAGUAGUAAGGUUAUUCAUCUAAUAUUUAGGUGAAAAUUUUUACCAGAAACUACAAAGAACAUUCAUGUCCCGAAUAUUUUUUUGAUAAUUUGUAGAAAAUGUAAAAAAAAAAUGAUGGUACUGGAUUUAUACUAUGUACACACGCACGUUUUAUAUGUAACUAAAUAUGGUAUGUAGUAAUAUAAACAAUAAAUAUUAUUGAAGGGCUCGCAAAAA